This is a messenger RNA of Strongylocentrotus purpuratus (purple sea urchin), 1796 nucleotides long. RefSeq names its product sorting nexin-14. The transcript has 11 exons. Gene Ontology annotation, molecular function: phosphatidylinositol binding. Gene Ontology annotation, cellular component: late endosome. Gene Ontology annotation, biological process: autophagosome maturation. The record is from RefSeq and is a predicted model, not a curated record. The coding region runs from base 1 to 765 and encodes 254 amino acids. NCBI's taxonomy places the organism in Eukaryota, Metazoa, Echinodermata, Echinoidea, Camarodonta, Strongylocentrotidae.
AUGUCAAAAGGGAAGUUUGUCCGUUCAGUCUCCACCAAGGUCAUCAAAGAGAGAGGACAGCAUCUAGAGCGUUUCUUGGUGACAUUCCUGGCUUCUGUGGAAGCUGCUAGACCUAAAGCAAGUGCUGAGGAGGAUGAGACGGAUCCAGAUUUGACGGAGAAAGAAAUGCUAUCGAGUCUCCUGUUUGAGAACAAUGCUGGUCAGGAGUUGGAUAGACCGAACCUGAAAGAACCUUGGACCAACCCGGAAGCCAGCUACAUGCAGCUCAAUGGAAUCAUUCAGUAUGUCUUGUACUUGGCUCGCUCUGUCUUCGAUGUACCUGUAUGGAUGCAUCAGAUGAUUGUAACCUUUGCAAAGAUAUUUGGAAACUCACUGGAAACAUAUUUGGAUUAUUUCAUCAAUACAAAGACGGAGAUGUUGAAGAGUGAGCAGAUGGUGGAGCAUAUCAUGUAUCUACUCAGAGAUGUUCUUUUCUUUGAUGAUGACCCACCCAGGACGGAUGCACAGAAGCUUGAGAGGAAAGAGUUUGCUUUCCAACAAAUGCUCAAAUUCUUCCCAAGUAUAGUACCCAAGGUUCUUGGAGAAGAGAAGUUUUAUGAUGGAUGUAAGAUAGUCUUUGAUGCUCUGCAAUAUCCCAAGCUCAACAAACAGCUCUCAUACAUUCUCUUGGAUAUUGUCAUCAAGGAAAUCUUUCCUGAAUUAUCUGAUGAGGAUGAUGUAGAUGAGGAAGCUUCACAAUAUCAGGAAGAUCACUAUGAGAAAUAAUGAAGUAAAUGGGGUUGCAAUUCACAUUUCAUUUCUUUUUAAUUAUCCUGGGAUAUUAUUCCGCAAGAAGAUAGUUAACAUUAUCUAUGCACUAGAAAGUCACUCAUGCUGAGAAGAUGGGUACAGAGGUUGAAAGACUGAAAUCAAAGAGGCCAUUUUAAGUAGUUUCUGUUACAAGGCAUCAGUAUUGUUGGAUUAUGUCUAUCCAACAGUACUCAAUUUCUUUUUCAUAAACAUGGUUAUCACUAUUCCAUUCAUCAGAAUCACAGUUAUGAAUUAUGAUAAUUAUUAGCAUAACCAUGAUCAAAAAGAGUAGUAAAAUUUUCAGCAUUUAAUGAAACUAAAUUGUACUGAAGUUUUCAUGCAAAUAUUGGACUUUUUUUAAUGUUAAAUUUUCUGUGUUUAUGUCAACAAUAACCAUUCCUUCUGCAUACCGAUUUCAGUUAAUGCUACAUUUUACUGAAAUAUUCUGAUGAAAGUUGGCAGCUCUUUUAUCUUUUAGUCAACAAGUUAUAUUUGAUGCAUUUGUAUUACUUUUGGCAAGAUCUUGAUCAUUUUGCGAUACUCUAGAUUUUCUUUUAAAAGAGAUAUGAAUCCAACUGUUUUAUAUUCAUUUCUUUACAUGGUCCUCUCAAUUCAUGAAUGUGAAGUUACUGCUGUGCUUUAUGAUGCUCUGGUUAGGAUUUCAAAAUGUCUGCUUGUUUGUAGUUAAAUGUCAAAGAUGCACAUGACUUUUUCAACAUUGACCAAGCACUGAUUACAUUUUUAUAAUGCUGUGAUACUAGAAUUGAAAUAAUUCAUAAAACAGUAUAUCUAAAUAAAACAGAGAAUGAUGAAAUUUCAUUACUUGCCUAUGGACAGGCAAUGGAUUGUGCUGUGCAUUUAAACAUGGAUCAUAAAUUUUGUUGUGAUAUUGAAACUAAAUCAUUCCAUUUUACAAUUAUUCCAAAAUCAUGAAUUGGUGUAAUCUUACAGUUUUUUAAAAACAAUAUUUGUGACUAUUUGUAGGACUGCUUCUUCAGUUUUGAGUU